Dermacentor silvarum is the source of this 1147-nucleotide messenger RNA. RefSeq lists its product as uncharacterized. Lineage: Eukaryota; Metazoa; Arthropoda; Arachnida; Ixodida; Ixodidae. The coding region runs from base 139 to 828 and encodes 229 amino acids. Gene Ontology annotation, molecular function: DNA binding. The transcript is spliced from 7 exons. Gene Ontology annotation, biological process: negative regulation of DNA-templated transcription. The record is from RefSeq and is a predicted model, not a curated record.
AAGAAACGACGGAUUUUAGAGUCAAGCUCUUCAGAUGGUGACUCGUUGUGCCUGGCAUCAGAACUGAAGCGCGAGAGAGCAGAAAAAAACGCCUACAAAGAAAAAGCCUUGAAGCUUGAGAAAGAAAAUGAUUUUCUAAUGCAAGAGAUGGCCUCGCUGCAGCGCUGCUUAGAAGCAAAAAUAUUUAAUUUGGAAUGCUGCAGCAAGGAUGAAGUUGCUAUAGACAGCAUGGUGCAGGGAGGCAGAAUGGAUAUGUUGCUUAACGACGAUGAAGAUGCUUCACUGUCCACUGCACUUCCACCUUUGCUACUUUUGGCAUCAGUCAUGGACAGCAAGUCUGCUCCUUGCAUCAAACUUCCUGCUGCUACUGCUGCUGCUGAUGCAAGCCAGCCGCCCUGUGUUGAGACCAGUAAAAAGUCUGCUCCUUGCUUGGAACAGGAAUUUUCGCACAGGGCUGAUGGAUCUUUUCACCUCACAAAAGGGGUGAUCAUAACUGCAGCCCAAGCCGAAAAGAUUCUUAGAAACAAAAAGGCAACGCUGGUCGUCAAAGACACAGCACAAGCAAUUUGGACAGCUGGUGUUCUUGUAACACGAAGUGUAAGCGGCAAUGUAGCUCCAAAAUUGAGAGUUCUUGGCGAAGCACGGAAGCAGCCCCUGACUCCAGAAAAAGUGGACGUCAUUGCAGCUACACUACAGCAUUGGGGGCAAAGAAGCCAGGUGGAGGUGACUGAGGCAGUACGUGCCAUACCUAGGCUUCUCACUGAAAAGAUUCAGGACUGCAGAAAAUCUUUGAAAAAGCAGGUGGCUACGUCAAAUGACACUUUGUAGACUGCAUCAAAUAAACAUUUGAUGAUGAUCCAAACUUGUAUUUCUUGCACUGGAGCUGCAAAAAUGGCCCCAUAGGGUCACACUUUUACUGAGCCCAGCUGCAGACCACUAGCAGAUGGUUCCUAUAUACUGGGACCGACCAUUCCCUACUGCGGCCAACAGGCAACUGGUCCCAACUGGGACCCACUGGCAACUGGUCCCAACUGGGACCCACUGGCAACUGGUCCCAACUAGGACCAACUGGCAACUGGUCCCCACUGGGAAUUCUGCCAUAAGCCACUUUAACUGGUCCCAGUUGUCUCCAGUUGGAAUAUUUUCA